AUGGAGGAGGCCGAGCGGCCGGCGGGGCGCUGCGAGUGGGGCGCCCCCGCCGCGGGCCCCGUGUGGACCGCCGUGUUCGACUACGAGGCGGCGGGCGAGGAGGAGCUGACGCUGCGGCGGGGCGACCGCGUGCAGGUGCUGUCGCGGGACUGCGCCGUGUCGGGCGACGAGGGCUGGUGGACCGGGCGGCUGGCGAGCGGCCGGGUGGGCGUCUUCCCCAGCAACUACGUGGCGCCGCGCGCGCCCGCCGCGCCCCCCGCCGGCCUGCGGCUGCCCCGCGAGAUCCCGUUCCACGAGCUGCGGCUGCAGGAGAUCAUCGGCGUCGGCGGCUUCGGCAAGGUGUACCGGGCGCUGUGGCGCGGCGAGGAGGUGGCCGUCAAGGCCGCGCGCCUGGACCCCGACCGGGACCCCGAGGCCACGGCCGAGCAGGUGCGCCAGGAAGCCCGGCUCUUCGGCGCCCUGCGGCACCCCAACAUCAUCGCCCUGCGCGGCGCCUGCCUCAGCCCCCCGCACCUCUGCCUGGUGAUGGAGUACGCUCGGGGAGGCGCCCUGAGCCGGGUGCUGGCCGGGCGCCGGGUGCCCCCGCACGUGCUGGUCAACUGGGCCGUGCAGGUGGCCCGCGGCAUGAACUACUUACACAACGAUGCCCCCGUGCCCAUCAUCCACCGGGACCUCAAGUCCAUCAACAUCCUUAUUCUGGAGGCCAUCGAGAACCACAACCUCGCAGACACGGUGCUCAAGAUCACGGACUUUGGCCUCGCCCGCGAGUGGCACAAGACCACCAAGAUGAGCGCGGCGGGGACCUACGCCUGGAUGGCCCCAGAGGUCAUCCGUCUCUCCCUCUUCUCCAAGAGCAGUGACGUCUGGAGCUUCGGGGUGCUGCUGUGGGAGCUGCUGACGGGGGAGGUGCCCUAUCGGGAAAUCGACGCCUUAGCUGUGGCCUAUGGUGUGGCCAUGAACAAGCUGACGCUGCCCGUGCCCUCCACGUGCCCCGAGCCCUUUGCCCGCCUGCUGGAGGAGUGCUGGGACCCUGAGCCCCACGGCCGGCCAGACUUCGGCAGCAUCCUGAAGCAGCUGGAGCUCAUCGAGCAGUCGGCCCUGUUCCAGAUGCCGCUGGAGUCCUUCCACUCGCUGCAGGAGGACUGGAAGCAGGAGAUCCAGCACAUGUUCGACGACCUGCGCACCAAGGAAAAGGAGCUGCGGAGCCGGGAAGAGGAGCUGCUGCGGGCAGCCCAGGAGCAGCGCUUCCAGGAGGAGCAGCUGCGGCGGCGCGAGCAGGAGCUGGCCGAGCGCGAGAUGGACAUCGUGGAGCGCGAGCUGCACCUGCUCAUGUGCCAGCUGAGCCAGGAGAAGCCGCGGGUCCGCAAGCGCAAGGGCAACUUCAAGCGCAGCCGCCUGCUCAGGCUGCGGGAAGGCUGCAGCCACAUCAGCCUGCCCUCGGGCUUCGAGCAUAAGAUCACAGUCCAGGCCUCUCCCACCCUGGACAAGCGGAAAGCAUCGGAUGGCAUCAGCCCCCCGGCUAGCCCCAGCAUCAUCCCCCGGCUGAGGGCUAUUCGCUUGACUCCCGCAGAUGCGGGCGGAGGUAGCAGCAGUGGCAGCAGCAGCAGCGGGACCUGGAGCCGCAGCGGCCCCCCGAAGAAGGAGGAACUGGCUGCCAGCAAGAAGAAGGGCCGGACAUGGGGCCCGAGCUCCACCCUGCAGAAGGAGCGGGUGGGAGGAGAGGAGAGGCUCAAGACCCUGGGCGAGGGCAGCAAACAGUGGUCAUCAAGUGCCCCCAACUUGGGCAAAUCCCCCAAACACACCCCCAUCGCCCCUGGCUUUGCCAGCCUCAAUGAGAUGGAGGAGUACGCCGAAGACGGCGACGGCGGCAGCGUGCCCCCGUCCCCCUACACCACCCCGUCCUACCUCACCGUGCCGCUGCCCCCCGAGCCGUCGCCGGGCCCGCGGGGACCCUGGGAGCGGGCCGUCACGCCCCCUGCGCGCCCGGGGCCGGGCGGCCGGCGGCGCUGCGACCUGGCGCUCCUGGGCUGCGCCACGCUGCUGGGCGCCGUGGGCCUGGGCGCGGACGUGGCCGAGGCGCGCGCGGCCGAGGGCGAGGAACAUCGCGGCUGGCUCGACGGCCUCUUCCCCCGCGCCGGCCGCUUCCCCCGCGGCCUCAGCCCGACCGGCCGCUCCCCGGGCCGCCGGGACGACGCGGGCCCCGGCCCCCCCGCGCCGCCGGGCCUGGCGCCCUCGGUCACCGUCGUGUCGCUGUCGUCCGUGUCCGACUGCAACUCCACGCGCUCGCUGCUGCGCUCGGACAGCGACGAGGCCGCGCCGGCCGCGCCCUCCCCGCCGCCCUCGCCCUGCGAGCCUGAGCCCCGGCCGAGCGCCAACCCGCUGGUGGACCUGGAGCUGGAGAGCUUCAAGCGGGACCCCCGCCAGUCGCUCACGCCCACCCACGUCCCCGCCGCACGCGCCGCCAGCCGCGGACACCGCCGGACGCCCUCGGACGGGGCGCUGGGGCAGCGCGGGGCGUCCGAGCCCUUGGGCCCCGGCCAGGGCCCUCGAGAUGCCCAGGACUUCCCCCGCCUGCCGGACCCCCAGGCCCUGUUCCCGGCGCGCCGCCGGCCUCCCGAGUUCCCUGGCCGGCCCACCACCUUGACUUUUGCCCCGAGACCCCGGCCCGCCGCCAGCCGGCCUCGCCUGGACCCCUGGAAACUGGUCACGUUCGGGCGGACGCUCAGCAUACCCCCUCCGGGCAGGUGGGACCCGGCGGCCAGCGGGCAGCCCACACUGCUGGACUUGGACACGGAGGGGCAGAGCCAGGACUGCACGGUACCCCUGUGCGAGGCGCGGGGCUCCCGCUGACGGGGCCACCCGCCCUCGAAGCCUUGAAUGUAGCUCCCAGGACCGGCCUCAGCCCACCGGACCACAAGGCUGGGGAGGCCCUGGGCAGGAAACCCACUAUUUAUUGGGGAGGGGGAGGGGGGCUUAAUUUAUUCCUUUGUACCCCAGGGGUGGGGCCCUGUGCCCACCCUGCAGUGGGGGAGGGUCGGCAGGGACACUCAGGGACAGGGCAUCACGGGGCAUUUGGCACAAAAUGCAACAUUAAAGGUCACCCCUGCCCCUUUU
Molecule: messenger RNA, 3114 nt
Organism: Suncus etruscus (white-toothed pygmy shrew)
Lineage: Eukaryota; Metazoa; Chordata; Mammalia; Eulipotyphla; Soricidae
Gene: MAP3K10
Product: mitogen-activated protein kinase kinase kinase 10
Exons: 10
Coding region: 1-2850 (949 amino acids)
Biological process (GO): protein phosphorylation; positive regulation of apoptotic process
Molecular function (GO): JUN kinase kinase kinase activity; protein binding; ATP binding
Source: RefSeq, a predicted model, not a curated record